This is a messenger RNA of Danaus chrysippus (African queen), 357 nucleotides long. NCBI's taxonomy places the organism in Eukaryota, Metazoa, Arthropoda, Insecta, Lepidoptera, Nymphalidae. The record is from the annotation of a GenBank genome assembly.
AUGAACCCUGAAAUCUCCGACCACAGCCAUCCCUGGCCUCAUCGAUCAGUCCAGGUCCAGGAGUCUGUAUGUAGGAGCGUCAUGUUAGCGGUGGCCGGUCGUCCUAUAACGGUGGAAGUCAUUUGCAUAGCGCCAAUCCCACUUCUCGGAACUGGCCUCCAGCUAAUGAGUGUAAAUGGGCCGGUCGGUCUCCGUGUGCCGAUACAUCAGGAGUCCUAUGAUACAUGGAGUCGUGUGCUCGCUGCCGGAGCGGCGGCUCACGAUCCACCGGCACACGGCAUCCACAGCCAUUACAUCACUACACCGGCUCCAUUAAUAUUAUCAUUGCUCACACCUUUGUCUGCUCCGGCCGAAUGA